Messenger RNA from Uranotaenia lowii, 3580 nucleotides. Its product is annotated as acetylcholinesterase. The record is from RefSeq and is a predicted model, not a curated record. Gene Ontology annotation, cellular component: postsynaptic membrane; cell surface; synapse. Bases 1321 to 3570 code for a protein of 749 amino acids. Gene Ontology annotation, molecular function: signaling receptor activity; neurexin family protein binding. Lineage: Eukaryota; Metazoa; Arthropoda; Insecta; Diptera; Culicidae. Gene Ontology annotation, biological process: modulation of chemical synaptic transmission; neuron cell-cell adhesion; presynaptic membrane assembly. The transcript is spliced from 5 exons.
GACUGACGGACCAUUGAUGGAUAAGCUUUUCCUGGAGGUUUUUUUUAAACAUUUUAGCCCUUGAUGAACUCUUAAAAACAUAAAGUCGUUAAAGCUCUUAAGUAUUUGAUGAGCUCUUAACCGGUGAAUGUUAUGUGUGUGAACUUCCUUGAGUUAAUUGUUGAAUGAGUGCCAAAAAUUGGUUUUUUAAAAGUAAAAAGAGUUUAUAAAGUGUUGAGAUUUCCUUAUCUAAUCUUUUAAAUCGAAUGGCCUUGGGAUCGGAAAAUUUAUUCAGUGCAGAUUUUUUCAAGUUUACUUUUUAUCUUGAUCUUGUUGUGAUGGCCGCCUGGCGCCGGUAGGUUUCGUCUGACCGAUUCCAAAAGAAAACGCGCCGCUUCUGCUCAGCAGACCGGAAACGAACAUCUUUGGACGGGGUGACCCCGGACAGGGAGAUUGUCUGGAGUUUCUGUUCGUUGCUGACCACAAAGAAGAUUUUAAUUUGUUGGUGAAGAUGCUUUUUUCUCAGUGAUUUAUUUUAAAACCGAUGCGCAAAAGUGAUUCAUCACACGAUCGCACAAGUGACUCAUCUGUGUCAAAAAAUAUUCGGCGAACAUAAAUUUCCGGAAAAGGGCAGCUAAAUCUAUUUGAUCCAGUUUUUUGUCAAUUGUGCACAGAAAAAAAAUAAAAUGGUGGAUUAACUUCCACAUCCGAUGGAGCUAAUUAGAAACGGCUGCGUGAUCAUCAACGAUUCGGAGCGAGCAUCUUCCUCGAUCUGCAAAGGAGCCGAGAAGUGAAUUGAAUUGAAUGCCCAAAUCUGACCAUGAAAAACCCAUGACCAAUUAAAAAUCCAAAACGGCAGUCCAUUGAUCGACGUUUAGUGCAAAAAAUGGAACUAAACCAUCAAAUGUGAUCAUCAUUAGUGAGUAACUAAAACGAAUGAAAAAAAAGGGAAAAAGAGAGGGUAAAAUCGACUAAACUUUAACAAUAGAACGUUCUACCAUAUAUCUAGUUAGAUGGGCAUCGACCAGUACGCAUCAGUACUAAGCAGCGUGAUUAUCCGUAACUGUUCGCUUUUCUCCGCUCUUCCGUGCGUAUCGUUGUGACGAAACAGAAACAACAACAAUGAGGAAGUAGUGUUCCAGAAUAGAAAAUUUAUUCCGGCCUAGGUGAUCACUACCAGGAGGGGGGAAACAGACAGCAACUCAAUUGACACCCAACAGGUUGUGACAAAAGAGUUAAGCAAAGCGAGAAGGAAAGAACCUUUUCAACAGCUACGAUGAACCAGAUUUUUGUCUCCGUGACCAAACGAGGUUGUCCAAAUCAGUGCUGAUAAAAUCAAACAUGAAAUUCUUAAGGGUGACUAUUCCGCUGCUAUUGGUCUGGUUGACGCUAAGAAUUCUAGUCAAGGCUCAGAUCCAGGAUGUUACGAUCGUACUGAGCCAGGGGACGAUCGUUGGACUCAAAGUUUUCCCUGAAACUUCGAGGAUUCCUGUAUUCACCUAUCUUGGUAUUCCGUAUGCAAAACCACCUGUAGACGAUCUUAGGUUUGCUCCGCCUGUUCCGAGUCCUGGAUGGAAUCGAACCCUGUACGCGAGAGAUUUCAAACCGAUCUGCCCGCAGUUAGAAAACAACAGCUACGACGAUGUAGAUCCAUUGCAGUACAAAUUCCGCGAAACAAGCGAAGACUGUUUGUACCUGAACAUCUGGAUGCCCGAAACGGCCAUCCGAUAUGGAGGGUUCCCAAUAUUGGUCAUCCUCACCGGUGAAGAAAUGGCUUUCGAUUGGUCCGUUAAUCGAGCCACUGGCUUAGAUUUAGCAUCCGAUGGUAUUAUUGUGGUAACUGUUCAGUAUAGAUCCAACAUAUUCGGGUGGUUAUCUCUGGGGAAGAAAUACGCUCCUGGUAACCUAGGUCUUCUGGAUCAACAAUUGGCACUUGUCUGGAUCAAAGACAAUAUUCAAAAAUUCGGCGGUGACACCAAUCGGAUAACUCUUCUAGGCCAUGGAACUACUGCAGGCCCUAACGUCAUGACCCAUAUGGUCAGUCCCAAAGCCCGAGGACUGUUCUCAAAAACCAUAAUAAUGUCGGGAACGAUUUUCUCGCCUUAUACCCGCAUCAAUACCGAUCGCUCCUUAUCGGAAAAGCUAGUUCAAAUACUAGCCUGCAACUAUGACGUUGGACGAAACGUCCUGAAGUGUCUCCAGCAAAAGAGCGUCCACGACGUGCUGAAAGCCUUCGAAUACGUCUACAGCAACGGUAACUACACGAUUCCUCUUGGACCAAUUGUAGACGACUAUCUAGAACCUGCCGAUCGAUAUGUCCCUGAUGACCCAAGGGCUCUCUUCUCAUCGAAGUCGUUUAUCAUCGAAGAUAUGCCCGUGAUGUUCGGAAUUACCAGUAACGAAGGCUCUUUUAUGCUUAAUAAAUGGGUAGAUUUCGCUAGACAAGGUCCAGACUAUCUAAAGGCCUACAUCAACGACUCACUGAUCCCAAACAUUAUGAAGCAGUAUGACUUCGGUGGCGUUGGACAACAACAGAUCCGUGAAACCAUCGGUUGGAGAUUUUUCGAUCAAAUCCCGGAGUCAACUCCGCACCUUCUUAAUGCAAUCAUCAAACUGACAACGGAAACCAGAUACGAAAUCCCGUUCUACAAAACUCUCGAGGUUAUCACUUCAACAACAGAUGUCCAAACCACUCCCGAUAACUCGAUCGACCUCACAAAGUACGACCUCCCAGAGCAUCGAUCUAACGUUCAAGCCUUAAGUUCCGGAGGCGGUGCCGGCAACCUGUACGUGUACCUUUUCCACCAUUCCAAUUCAAUGGAUAUGCGUGGGCGGGUCAACUAUUUCGGUGGGGCGUCGCAUUCUUCAGAUCUGCCCUUUCUGAUGGGGCCCAGCCUGUUUCAGGAAAUAGGAAGGAAGCGAUUUUCCCAAUCGGAGGAUAAACUGUGCCGGAAGAUACGAGGGCUGUUCAGCGAGUUUGUGAAGGCGGGAGAUCCAACGCCUGGGCGCAAAGCGGAUGCUUGGACACCUUACAAUGACUCCGUACGUUACAUCAAGCUCAUAUCAACACGUGGUGCAGCGCAAGAAAAUAUCUUCCAAAAUGACAAACACAGUCUGGAGCACACGUUCGAAGAGAACAUUCGCGCCAUCGAAGAUAAACUGUUGAACGCCAACAACAAUCAGGAAACCGGUGGGUCUAAUCAGCAGGAAAAUCCAUAUCUUUUGGGUCGUAACAAUCUGGACGAUCAGGAAAGUUCCCGAUCAUCAAAAAGUGCCACCUUUGUGGACAAUACCCGGGAUUCAGAGUACUUUUCCUAUUUGAAGCGUAUCGACAGCUUUUGGUAUCGGUUUCUGCCAAAGCUGGGCCAAAUUAUGAAUCAAACUGAUCAGGAACGGUUGCGAAACCGAAGGAUAGAUCUCAGCCAAGAGGAAGAGCUCGAGCUGUAUCGGGAAUCUUCGUCGGAAGCAGCCCGCUAUAAACAUGCUUUCUUCUCGAUGCUCACCUUGGUUUGCAUGUUGCUGGCCGUGCUGUGCAUUUGUAUCUAUGUUUUGAAGAAAAACACCAACAAGAGCUUCACCAGCAUAUUAUGACAUAAGUUCU